GCGGCGCUGGGAAACAGAACCGCUGGGAAGAUGUAAACCGGGACACCGGAGACGACCAGCGAACACACUCACCGUCACCGCGCACACGCUCAGCGACAACCGGAGCCGCUCCGCCGGACAGCUCGUCGGCUCUCCGCCUCCGAAGCCGCGGAGCCUCCUGCCUCCCAGCAGCCAUCUUUUGUGCGAGAAUGUACGGGGCGACGCGGCGGGCCUGCUCGGGCUCUGGCCGCGGCCGGAGCUGGCUGAUGCUGACCACGGCGCUCCUGCUGUCGGUCGUCGGGCUGCUGUCCGGGCUGCCCGGCGUCACCGAGGCGAAGGAAUGCGACAAACCGUGUAUGAACGGCCAGUGCAACACCGCCACCGGCAGCUGUGUGUGCUUCCCCGGCUGGGUCGGGGACCAAUGCCAGCACUGCGGAGGGAGAUUCAGGCUGACAGGACCGUCUGGCUACCUGACUGACGGUCCGGGAAACUACAAGUACAAGACCAAGUGCACCUGGCUCAUCGAAGGACAAGCCAACACGAUUCUGCGACUUCGCUUCAACCACUUUGCGACCGAGUGCAGCUGGGAUCACCUCUACGUGUACGACGGCGACUCCAUCUACGCGCCGCUCCUCGCCGCCUUCAGCGGUCUGAUUGUUCCUGAGCGGUACGGGAACGAGACCGUCCCUGAGGUGGUGUCUCAGUCCGGCUACGCUCUGCUGCACUUCUUCAGCGACGCCGCCUACAACCUGACCGGCUUCAACAUUUCCUACAGGGUCAACACGUGUCCCAACAACUGCUCGGGCCGAGGCGAGUGUCGCGUAGGAAACUCCACGGCUUCGGUGUACUGCGAGUGCGAAACCUACUGGAAGGGGGAAGCCUGCGACAUGCCGUACUGCCUGGCCGACUGCGGCGCCCCCGACAGAGGCAGCUGCCGGGGCAAGGCCUGCGUCUGCAAGGCCGGGUGGCAAGGUCCAGACUGCUCCGUCUCGGUUCCUGCCAACUCCUCCUUCUGGACCCGGGAGGAGUACGCUGAGGCCGGGCUGGCCAGGGCUUCCCACAAGGCCGUGGUGGAGCAGGGCAUCAUGUGGGUCAUCGGGGGCUACGUCUUCAACUCCUCCGACUACCACAUGGUUAAAGCGUAUAACCUCAGCAGCAAAACCUGGCUGACCCUCGACCCCUCCGUCAACACCGUCACCCCACGAUACGGCCACUCCCUCGCUCUGUAUGAGGGCAAAAUGUACAUGUACGGAGGGAAGAUCGACUCCACGGGAAACGUGUCGAGCCAGUUGUGGGUUUUUCACAUCCAGAACCAGACCUGGGUCCUUCUGAGCCCGCGGGCCAAGGAGCAGUACGCCGUGGUGGGACACUCGGCCCACAUCGUGCCUCCGGUCCUGGACGGGCAGAAUCCCGUCAUGCUGGUUCUGUUCGGACACUGUCCUCUGUACGGAUACAUCAGCCAGGUGCAGGAGUACAAUAUCGUGAAGAACACGUGGAACGUCAUUCAGACAGACGGAGCGCUGGUUCAGGGCGGCUACGGCCACAGCAGCGUCUUCGAUCCCGGCACCAGAGCCAUCUACAUCCACGGAGGCUACAAGGCCUUCAGCGCCAACAAGUACGGUCUGGCAGGAGACCUCUACAAGUUUGACGUGGACAGGAGAAAAUGGACCAUCCUGAGAGACAGCGGCUUCUUCCGUUACCUCCACACGGCCGUGAUCGUCAGCGGCACGAUGCUGGUGUUUGGGGGAAACACGCACAACGACACAUCCAUGAGCCACGGUGCCAAGUGCUUCUCCUCAGACUUCUUGGCCUACAGUCUGGCUUGUGACGAGUGGACGGUGCUGCCUCGGCCGGACCUCUACCACGACGUCAACCGCUUCGGACACUCGGCCGUCUUCAGCGACAGUGUCAUGUACGUGUUUGGCGGCUUCAACAGCCUGCUGCUCAGCGACGUCCUCGUGUACACCUCGCCCAGCUGCUCGGCCUUCUCCAGCCCGGCGUCCUGCGGCCAGGCCUGGCCGGGGAUCCACUGCGCCUGGAACGGCACCCAGGGGAGCUGCCUGCCCUGGGAGAGCUCCACCGUCGGCCCCGAGCUGCCGCCGCCGCAGCUGCCGGCCUCCUGCAACACCAGAUCAUAUGCUGACGUUGAGAGGUGCGACCAGUACACCGACUGCUACAGCUGCACCGCCAACACCAACGGCUGCCAGUGGUGCUCGGUCCAGUGUGUGUCUCUGGGAAGCAACUGCACCUCGGCCUCGGGGGCCAUAGCGGAGUACGAAGUUUGUCCCAAGGACAACCCCUCGUACGUGUGCAACAAGAAAACCAGCUGCAAAAGCUGCGCCGUCGACCAGAACUGUCAGUGGGAACCUCGCAACCAGGAGUGCAUCUCGCUGCCCGAGAACGUCUGCGGAGAAAGCUGGCAUCUGGUCGGAAACUCCUGCCUGAAGUUCAUCACGGCCAAAGACUCGUACGAUAACGCCAAGCUGGCCUGCCGGAGCCACAACGCCGUCCUGGCCUCGCUGACCACGCAGAAGAAGGUGGACUUCGUCUUGAAGGAGCUGCAGAUCAUGAGUGUGGUGUACAAGGCCACCGUCACGCCCUGGGUGGGGCUCAGGAAGAUCAACGUGUCCUACUGGUGCUGGGAGGACAUGUCGCCCUUCACCAACACCACCCUGCAGUGGCUGCCCGGCGAGCCCAGCGACGCCGGCUUCUGCGGCUACCUGGCCGAGCCGGCGUCCAGCGGGCUGAAGGCGCAAACCUGCAUCAACCCGGUGAACGGCAGCCUGUGUGAGCGCCCAGCCAACCACAGCGCUAAGCAGUGCCGGACCCCGUGUGCCAUGCGAACCACCUGCAGCGAAUGCACCAGCAGCAGCUCGGAGUGCAUGUGGUGCAGCAACAUGAAGCAGUGCGUCGACUCCAACGCCUACGUGGCGUCCUUCCCCUUCGGACAGUGUAUGGAGUGGUACACCAUGAACACCUGUCCGCCUGAGAACUGCUCCGGCUACAGAACAUGUGGCCAGUGUCUGGACCAGCCCGGCUGCGGCUGGUGCACCGACCCCAGUAACACGGGCAAAGGCCAGUGCAUCGAGGGCUCGUACCGCGGGCCCUUCCAGACCUCGGUCCCGGCCCCGUCCACCCUGCCCGGUCUGCCUGCCAGCCCCCAGCCGGCCCUCAACGCCAGCAUGUGCCCCGGCGAAGCCAAAUACAACUGGUCCUUCAUCCACUGCCCCGCCUGUCAGUGUAACGGUCACAGUCAGUGUGUCAACGAGAGCGUGUGCGAGAAGUGCGAGGACCUGACAACCGGCCGGCACUGCGAGAGCUGCAUCUCCGGCUUCUACGGAGAUCCGACCAACGGGGGCAGCUGCCAGCCCUGCAAGUGCAACGGCCACGCCAGCAUGUGCAACCCCAACAACGGCAAGUGCUUCUGCACCACCAAAGGCAUCAAAGGAGAUCGAUGCCACCUGUGCGAAGUCGAGAACCGCUACCAAGGCAACCCUCUCAAAGGAACAUGCUACUACACUCUGCUCAUCGACUACCAGUUCACCUUCAGCCUGUCGCAGGAGGACGACCGCUACUACACCGCCAUCAACUUCGUGGCCACACCUGAGGAGCCAAACCGGGAUCUAGACAUGUUCAUAAACGCCUCCAAGAACUUCAACCUCAACAUAACGUGGGCGACGAGCUUCACCGCGGGCACCCAGACCGGGGAGGAGAUUCCCAUCGUCUCCCGGAGCAACAUCAAGGAGUUCAAAGACAGCUUCUCCAACGAGAACUUCGACUUCCGCAACAGCCCCAACAUCACGUUCUUCGUCUACGUCAGCAACUUCACGUGGCCCAUUAAGAUUCAAAUCGCCUUCUCCCAGCACAGUAACUUCAUGGAUCUGGUGCAGUUCUUUGUCACGUUCUUCAGCUGCUUCCUCUCGCUGCUCCUGGUGGCCGCCGUGGUUUGGAAGAUCAAACAGAGCUGCUGGGCGUCACGGCGACGAGAGCAACUGCUGAGGGAGAUGCAGCAGAUGGCCAGCCGGCCUUUCGCCACCAUCAACGUCGCCUUGGAGACGGACGAAGAGCCGCCUGACCUGAUAGGAGGAAACGUCAAGUCCGUCCCAAAACCCAUUGCCCUCGAGCCUUGCUUUGGCAACAAAGCCGCUGUGCUCUCCAUCUUUGUUCGGUUACCCAGGGGCACCGGCGGCAUCCCUCCUCCAGGACAGUCUGGUCUGGCGGUGGCCAGCGCGCUGGUCGACGUGUCCCAGCAGAUGUGCGUCGGCUACAAGGAGAAGUCCGGCGGUUUGCGGAACCGGAAGCAGCAGCCGACGGCGCAGCCCUCCACCUGCAUCUGACCACGCCCCCUCCGCCCUCCUCCCGUCCUCCUCCACCGACCUCCCCC
Stegastes partitus (bicolor damselfish) is the source of this 4363-nucleotide messenger RNA. RefSeq names its product attractin (gene atrn). The coding region runs from base 189 to 4316 and encodes 1375 amino acids. The record is from RefSeq and is a predicted model, not a curated record. The transcript has 29 exons. Gene Ontology annotation, molecular function: protein binding. Lineage: Eukaryota; Metazoa; Chordata; Actinopteri; Pomacentridae. Gene Ontology annotation, cellular component: Golgi apparatus.